CUGGUGUUUACCGGCAGAUGGCCCUGUAAGGAGGACUAAAAAGAUUUGACAGUUGUUAAAGACCAAAAUGAGGUUAGGUCUGACGCUUGUUCGUAGAGCAAAUUACCGAAGAUGCCUCCCAAAUACACGAUGGUAUUCGGAAAAACAAACUCCCACACUUGGCACAACCAUCAAACCUGACCCACAUACAGCUCAACAUGAUUACAUCGGCGCUCCAGGCAAGGAUUCGAAUAUUCGCCCGAUUAUUCGACACAUUCCUCCCAAUGAAACUCCACUAGGGAAACGGUUGCGAGAAAGACGAUUGGAGGUGGAAUCGUGGAAUCAAGACUUCUGGUCACGCCAUAAUCAACGAUUUUAUGAGGAAAAGGAAAUAUUCAUCAAAGCAUACAAAGCCAAAGGGAUCGACGAUAUUUCCGGUGAUAAAAUGAGCGUGUUCUACAAACACUUUCUAGACAAGAACAGGAAGAUUCACAUUUUCUACAAUAUUUCUUGGUAUGCCAAGAAUUUGGAUUUACUACUCUUGUCCGCGCAAUACGGCGUCCAGAAUUUGUGGAGAAAAUUGAGAAGAACGAAUUCGACCUAAAUUGCUUUAGAAGUUAUGAAUGAAUAAAUAUUUAUUAGAACGGCUCAUAACCUG
Molecule: messenger RNA, 637 nt
Organism: Hermetia illucens (black soldier fly)
Lineage: Eukaryota; Metazoa; Arthropoda; Insecta; Diptera; Stratiomyidae
Gene: Coa8
Product: COA8 family protein CG14806, mitochondrial
Exons: 3
Coding region: 68-583 (171 amino acids)
Biological process (GO): intrinsic apoptotic signaling pathway
Cellular component (GO): mitochondrion
Source: RefSeq, a predicted model, not a curated record